AUCGUGCGACCAGUCUGUGCGGUUUGCGUUCUAUCUCGCGUUUGAUUACGUUGUAGAAACAAACCAUUUGUAAACAAUUGAAUUUGGGUGGCGAUUGUGGGGUUUAAAGGGCCGAUUUUAAGCGAAGAAACCAGUUCAAUCAGUGAAACCAUUUUCGUUGGUUAAAUCAACCAAAGUGUUUUUCUGGCCGCAAAUGCCGAUGUUAUUAAAUUUUAUUUUAAUAUUCUAGAUCGAAGGAGGCCUCCAAGUGAUAGAUUAGCGCAAAAACCUAAAGAAAAGUAGGCAUUUUAUUAGUGUGCAAGUCAAGUGCAGUGUUCUUGAAAAGAAUCUUAGUAAAAAGCGCUCAAGUGGAAAAGUUUUUAUUGCGAGAAAACGGUUCGGAAGUUGCAGUAAAAUUGCGUCGAAACGCUUCGCUUGAAGUGAAAAAAUGAGCACAGAAGCGGAACUUCGACGGCGAAUUGUCGAGGGAGAUUUUGUGGGGGAAUCUAAAGUCAAGCCUCAGGAUAGCACUAAACAGGCGCCACAGGAAUCGACUACGGCAGAAAGCUCCGACCACGUCGAUUCCGAAGAAGAAAAGUUACCCGAAGAAAAAUAUGUUGAAGAAAUGGCCAAAACAAUACCGCAAGGAACAGACAAGACUCCAGUGGUUCUCUCCGAAGUGCUCAGUGGACUACCGGAUAAAUGGAGAAAUUGGGUGAUAAGAGGCAUCUUUACAAUGGUAAUGAUAGGUGGAUUUGCUAUCAUUGUUUACUGUGGUCCGCUCGCGCUGAUGAUUACGGCCCUCUUGGUGCAGGUCAAAUGUUUCGAAGAAAUCAUCAACAUAGGCUACUCUGUCUACCGGAUCCAUGGCCUUCCGUGGUUCCGCAGUUUGUCCUGGUACUUCCUUAUCACUUCCAACUAUUUCUUCUACGGCGAGAAUCUGGUUGACUACUUUGGAGUUGCUGUUAAUCAAAUUGACGCCCUUCGGUUCUUGGUCAAGUAUCAUCGCUUCCUGUCGUUCUGCUUGUAUUGCAUUGGAUUCGUAUGGUUCGUGCUGUCGUUGGUCAAGAAAUACUACAUGAAACAAUUCAGUCUUUUUGCAUGGACCCACGUGGCUCUGUUGAUUGUGGUCACCCAGAGUUACUUGAUUAUUCAGAACAUUUUCGAAGGACUGAUUUGGUUCAUCGUGCCCGUUUCGAUGAUCGUCUGCAACGACGUGAUGGCGUACAUGUUUGGGUUCUUCUUCGGCCGGACACCGCUGAUUAAGCUUAGUCCGAAGAAGACCUGGGAGGGCUUCAUCGGAGGUGGAUUCGCAACAGUGAUUUUUGGAUUGAUCUUUUCCUACUGGCUUUGUCAUUACCAGUUCUUCGUGUGUCCGAUACAAUAUAGCGAGUCCACAAGCAGCAUGAUGAUCAAGUGCGAACCAAGCUAUAUCUUUCAGCCACAGGAAUACAGCUUCCCUCUGUUUGGAUCAUACAGGUCAAUCACCAUCUAUCCGUUUAUGCUGCAUUCGCUAUCACUGAGCAUCUUCAGCUCUGUUAUCGGACCAUUCGGUGGAUUCUUUGCAUCUGGAUUCAAGCGAGCAUUUAAGAUUAAGGACUUCGGUGAUGUGAUUCCCGGACACGGAGGCAUUAUGGAUCGUUUCGAUUGCCAGUUUUUAAUGGCAACUUUCGUUAAUGUGUACAUCUCCAGUUUUAUUCGUUCGGCGUCACCACAAAAACUCUUGAACAUGGUUUAUAGCCUGAAGCCGGAACAGCAGCUAUAUUUAUUCAACCAACUGAAGGAGAGUCUUAUAGAACGAAACAUCAUCAAUCACUUGAACUAAAUUUUAGACUAAUAAUCAUCGACCUACUUAAAAGAGAGAAGGUCUAAGGCGUAUCGCUGUCGACAAGAAUUAGUAAUUGUACGUACUGAUUUAUAUUCAUAUAACUACAUAAAGGAUAUCCAUUCGUUUGACGCGUAGAGAAAGUGAGAAAAUACGAAAUAAACCAUCACUGAGAGAUCAAAUUAUUAGUGAAAUUGAUUAUUGUAUUAUGCAUUAGCAUUAGAGAGAGACAUAUGUUUAUCGCAUCGUUGCUAUCUAAAGUAUGGUUUUAUAAGCCAACCUCCAGGAAUAUAUAUUGAAGUCGCAACGCAUUAUUUGCAAUACUAUGAGUAGCUUGCCUCUUAUCGGCGUUGCUAGUGGAUUGAUUUUAAUAGAGAGUUAUGCAUGAUUUCAACGUAUGAUCGACGUCGGAUACAUAACAGCCGCUAAUUUUAUCGUGAGCAGCAGUUUUCUUCCACAUUCCGACGACACCACAAAAAACCGAAACAAUUGAUUUGCUUUAAUAUAUUUUAUCUUCAAUGCAUGCUCCUUUACAUCUAUCACAAACCAAAAAGCAGAUGUCUCAUAAUUGUAGGAAUGCUGGAAUAGUGCAAUUUUACGUCACUGGCCUUAUUCUGUUACCUUUGUUAAAUUGUUUUAGUUAAGUUACAGUAAAAGAGUAUUUCACGAGCGACUUCUACUUUGGCUAGGUGUUAGAGCUUUAUGAUUUUUCCUGAUGUAUAAAUAGAUGGUUCUAGGUUAUUAUUAACUAUUUUAAUAAUAAUUAAGUACGUUAUCCAUUGCAUAUUUUAUCAGUGUUCAAUGUGCAGUUCUCCGAUAAAGAAAACAAAAAUGUGAUCCUUUCUGUGCUUCGUCUCAAAACUAAAAAAAUAUCACACUUAUGACCGAAAUUUAUAUUUUUAAUAAAACACUUCAAUGUUCAUCAUCUUUCGGCGAUACAGGGAUGUUAUGUGACCCAAUACUUAUAGACUUUCGAGCAAAAGUUUGGAAUUUCUAUUUAAAAACUGUGCGUUUAUUCUAUUGAUUGAUUUCUGGCAUUUCACCAGUUCUUAUUUCGAUUAAUCAUGAAAAAGAUCGGAUAAUUUGCUUGAAUGCCAAUUGAAUGAAAGAAUUUGUGAUACUUUUUCUAUGACAGUUAUCCUUGCAU
This is a messenger RNA of Aedes aegypti (yellow fever mosquito), 2951 nucleotides long. It is a transcript of the gene Cds, whose product is annotated as phosphatidate cytidylyltransferase, photoreceptor-specific. The transcript has 8 exons. The coding region runs from base 428 to 1804 and encodes 458 amino acids. Gene Ontology annotation, cellular component: endoplasmic reticulum membrane. Gene Ontology annotation, molecular function: phosphatidate cytidylyltransferase activity. NCBI's taxonomy places the organism in Eukaryota, Metazoa, Arthropoda, Insecta, Diptera, Culicidae. The record is from RefSeq and is a predicted model, not a curated record.